Messenger RNA from Oreochromis aureus, 3075 nucleotides. It is a transcript of the gene ro60, whose product is annotated as Ro60, Y RNA binding protein. Gene Ontology annotation, molecular function: RNA binding. Gene Ontology annotation, cellular component: ribonucleoprotein complex. The record is from RefSeq and is a predicted model, not a curated record. The coding region runs from base 502 to 2163 and encodes 553 amino acids. NCBI's taxonomy places the organism in Eukaryota, Metazoa, Chordata, Actinopteri, Cichliformes, Cichlidae. The transcript is spliced from 9 exons.
UGUUAGUAGCCAUCCUGGACUAGCUGUAUCAAAGUGCUUUCCGGUGUCCCAGCCAGAGAGGAGCUCAGAUUGGGGAGUUGAUAGUUUUGUGCUGACGGCUAACAUUAAUAUCAUUACUAUGCAGCCAAGUCACGGCUGGGGAAACUGAGGAGACUUGGGCUGGCUAUGAGUUGCUACAUGACUAGUCAGAUUCCUAACUUUAUUGUUAAAUGAUUAAAACCGCUAACUUACUUCACCUUGUCCAGACCGCCCUCCUUUGCUAGCUUAACUAGUUAAGUUAGCAAACGAAUCUCUACCGGGAGUGUUAGCUAAGGCUGACUAGCUUGUUAGCGCCUCAUUCCGCAGCUAACUUCAAAUGACGUGUAGUUAACUUGUCGUACCAUCUCCUGUUAACGGACCAGCGUGUCUUCUCUCUGUCUUAUGCGUAUCAUCAUCUUCUGUAAUCGGCUUUAAGCUAUUUCUGACAGCGCUCUGAGGCAAUGAGACGCCUCAAGUGUUUCAAUGGAGCUAUCAGGAAGUACCACUAGCAACCAUACCCUGAACUCAACAGGUGUUGGUUCAUGGGAGAUCAGUGACAAGGCCAAGCUUUGUCGCUUCCUCUGCUAUGGCUCAGAGAGGGACUUGUACAGUACCAAAGAAAAUGGUCGCAUCAAAUUGGAGAACACUGGAGCCCUGCAGUCCAUGUUGGAGGAGAAACGAGGCGCUGAGGUGUUGGAGGAAAUAAAAAGGUUCGCUCAGGAUGGGCGAGCUGUCAGACUGGAGCCCUCCAUUUUUGCCUUGGCUUUGUGCUCCCAGAACCCAGAUGUGAACACCAAACAGGCAGCGUUCAAAGCCCUGAAGGAUGUUUGUCGUGAGCCUGCCCAUCUGUUUUCUUUCAUCAAGUACAAGAAGGAAUUAAAAGAGCACAUGAAAUGUGGGAUAUGGGGGCGUGCCCUGAGGAGAGCACUGUCUGACUGGUACAAUGAGCAAGAUGCCAUGAGUCUAGCUGCUGCAGUGACCAAAUGUAAGCAGAGAGAGGGCUGGUCACACCAGGAUCUGCUCAGACUCUCCCACACUAAACCAGCUAGGGAUGCUAUUGCCUUGAUCAGCAAAUAUGUAACAAAAGGGUGGAAAGAGGUCCAGGUUGCUCAUGAAAACAAAGAGAACGCCGAAGAGGUUAUCAGGGUGCUUUCAUAUCUUGAAGUGGUGGAAAAGGUAAAGCACAGUCGGGAUGAAACUGAGGUCGUCACUUUAAUAGAGGAACACAAGCUUGAGAGGGAACAGCUGCUGACCGAGCAUCUGAAGUUUAAACAGGUAUGGAGCGCUUUGUUGAAGGAAAUGCCUCUCCAUUCGGUGGUAAAGAUGUUAGGUAGGCUGACAUCUGGCAAAGUUCUUGAACCAGGAAGCUCAGAAACACAGUUUUUAUGUGACAGAAUUCAAAGUGAGACUGCACUAAAACAGGCAAAGAUCCACCCUUUCAGUAUACUUUUGGCUACAGAAAACUACAAAAAAGGCCAUGGCUAUCAGGGUAAACCAAAAUGGGAAGCAGACCGCAACAUCCUUAAAGCUAUGGACUCUGCCUUUUACAAGAGUUUUAUGAAUGUGGAGCCUGUGGGUAAAUGCUUUGUUGUGGCAGUAGAUAUGAGCGGGUCACCGAGCAGCAUUGUCCCAGGAACGUCGAUCAGCACUGCUGCUGCUGCAGCCGCUAUUGCCAUGAUUUUAGCAAGGACAGAGGCUGACACACAUGUGCUGGUCUACUCUCAAGAGGCUAUGGUACCAUUCUCUAUUUCUGCUGACAUGACUCUCAAAGAAGCAACUGAUGAACUGGUUAAGAGCACGAGAGAAAGGGGUGCACAGCCAUCAGGUAGUGCCUUUAUGUUGCAGUUCCUGAGUGAGAGCAGAGGCUGCACCGUUCCCAUUCAAUGGGCCACAGAGAACAGGAAAGCUGUAGAUGUGUUCGUCAUUUUGAGCACCAACCCACUGUUGAUGUUAACUGCCAGCCCGGUGGAGUCUCUGAAGAAGCACAGAGAAACAUCAGGAGCUAAUUCGAAGCUGGUGAUGUGUGACCUGACUAACACUGGAUUUCCCAUCGGAGACACAGAAGACCGGGGUUUGCUGACCAUCUCUGGCUUCGACCUUGGAGCUUUUAGUGUCAUUCGUAAUUUGGCCCAAGAUCUGAUCUGAUAAGAUUUCGGGGACUUUUCUUGAGUAACGUAAUGAGUGUAGAAUAUGAAGGCAAAGAGUGGACCAAUGAGGCUCAUUUAGCAUGUAGAGUGUCCCAAAACAGCACUAAUCUAAAAGAUGCUGACAAUUUCAAUUCCAGUUUUUCUUUGUUUUCUCUUGCUCACCAUUAAGUCGACAAAGUAUCCAGCGGGCUGGACAACACUUUGGAAAUGUAAAUUGCAUCUAUAUUUUGUGAAAAUUGAAUAGGAAGUGAUUAAGACAUGGUAUGUGUUUGCAUAUCAUGUUUUUAAGAGUCUCUAUAUGAUCAGCUGUUCAGUACUUUGGUGGAUUUUGAUGGGUCGUGAUUUAAGUGGGGAAAAAAUGAACCAAUUCAACAUUUGUAGCAAGAGGUUGUCAGGUUAAGUGGAACAAUGCAGUUUAGGGUGUUUGCAACUGUAGGUUUACUUUGGGGGGGAUUACCUGUAGUUUUCAACAUGCAUCUAUGGUAUGAGUUAGCAGGUUUGAUGUAGAGAUGCUUUAAACCUUCAUUUCAUGUAGCGUUUCUUAGACAUACUUAACAUCAGUGAAAGAGAAACCUGAAACAAAGCAUACAAAGUCAAUGGUAAAACUUGGAGUUGCUUUUUAUUGUGUUAAUUUCACAGAUUUCUUAGAUCAGAAAAGUUUUUCUUUAAGUAUUAACAUCUUGGAUUCCUUUUACACAGUUUUUGCUUUAGCUUAGCCACAAAUUUUAGUUGUUCUAACAUUUGUUUGACCCUAAGCCCAGUUUAUUGCUUUAAAGCUGAGUUUUUGGUUUUCUUCUUGUGAGAUUAUACUUUAAAAGAAAUGUGGUGACACUUUUUAUAAAGCAAAUUUGGAUUCAGUUUUAACAACACACUAACGCCAAUGUUUGGGUUUUUUUUUUUUUUUUUUUUU